AUGCCGAGGUCAUUUUUGGUCAAGAAGGUCAAGUAUCCUGUGGACCAUGCUGCCCGCUGGGCAUAUCGGGAACCUUCAAGUCCAUCGGAAGCGACCCCUGCUCCCCGGUGUCCACCAUCUCCGUCGCACCACUGCCUCACCGUCCGUUACACGAGCAGAGCUAAAAGACGAAUGCGUGGUUGUUUUGAAAAGAGCAACAUAUUAGCAUUUGCAUCUGCUAUGUUUCGAAGUUUGUGGAAGCCUUCUGCAUUUGCAAUUAUAAAUGAACUCUUAUCAAAUGGCAUCAAAUGCGCCACGCUUCCAUUUCUCCCCGCUGAUUACCAUGAUCGUUCUUCUCUAGGCUAUAUUCAAGAUGUGAUUCCCUCCUCUGAGCUGCUGCGGUACGACCGAUUUCAUUUCGAGAAUUCUCGGGACGACGUCUUCGAUAAAGAACUGGACCUGAGUCGCCGAAGCGGAGACAGAGGACAUGACCACGAGCACAGUGAUACUUCUUCUUUCUGCAGUCAUGUCUCAGAGAGCAGUCUCAGCCCUGGCCUCGUGCCGCCUUCACCGCCGAUCUCGGUCUCACCCCCUGCUAUCUCUUCAGCACCUACUCGAAUGAGCUCGAGUGGAUUAGUUGGUGACCCUUCGUUUCAUGUCUUCUCCAACGGAGUUACUGUCAGCUAUACAUACGAUGCCUUUUUCGUCUCUGACGGCCGAUCCAGGCGAAGGAACGCCCUUGGUCUACCGGAAGUGCCCCCACAGCGAGACAGACCAAGAUACACGUGUGGAGAAUGCGGAAAGCACUAUGCGACUUCCUCCAACCUCUCUCGGCACAAGCAGACACACCGCAGUCCAGACUCUCAACAGGCAAAAAAGUGCGAGACCUGUGGCAAGGUGUACGUCAGCAUGCCAGCACUAGCCAUGCAUUUGCUUACCCAUAACCUGAGUCACAAAUGUGCCGUGUGCGGCAAGGCAUUCUCAAGGCCCUGGCUGCUGCAAGGCCACAUGCGCUCUCACACCGGUGAGAAGCCCUACGGGUGCGCCCACUGCGGCAAAGCUUUUGCAGACAGGUCCAACUUGAGAGCUCACAUGCAGACGCACUCUGCUUACAAGCACUACGCUUGUGCUCGAUGCAAUAAAUCCUUUGCUCUCAAGUCCUACCUCAACAAACAUUACGAAUCAUCUUGUUUAAAAGAUCCUGUUCUUGGAGGAAUACCGUUGACACCGGCGUCCACCCCUAUGCCACAAGACUCUCGACUGCUUCUAAGAACAUAA
Uloborus diversus is the source of this 1257-nucleotide messenger RNA. Its product is annotated as transcriptional repressor scratch 2-like. Gene Ontology annotation, biological process: regulation of DNA-templated transcription. The record is from RefSeq and is a predicted model, not a curated record. Gene Ontology annotation, molecular function: RNA polymerase II cis-regulatory region sequence-specific DNA binding; DNA-binding transcription factor activity, RNA polymerase II-specific. Lineage: Eukaryota; Metazoa; Arthropoda; Arachnida; Araneae; Uloboridae. The transcript has 4 exons. Bases 1 to 1257 code for a protein of 418 amino acids.